Messenger RNA from Synchiropus splendidus (mandarinfish), 2845 nucleotides. RefSeq names its product secreted frizzled-related protein 5 (gene sfrp5). The transcript is spliced from 3 exons. Gene Ontology annotation, molecular function: Wnt-protein binding. NCBI's taxonomy places the organism in Eukaryota, Metazoa, Chordata, Actinopteri, Syngnathiformes, Callionymidae. The record is from RefSeq and is a predicted model, not a curated record. The coding region runs from base 346 to 1311 and encodes 321 amino acids. Gene Ontology annotation, biological process: negative regulation of canonical Wnt signaling pathway; non-canonical Wnt signaling pathway; canonical Wnt signaling pathway.
GACAGAGAGCAGCAGGACCGAAGGGACUUGUGAUAGAUGGAUGAGGGACUGUGAAGAGGUAGAACUGUUAAAUAAGCACUUUUCUGUUCCCCUUCUUUGAAUGUAGCCUGCUGACUCCAGCACCUGAGGCACUUAGAGUUGUUUUGAAGUGCUUUUGAGGAUUGACUCUCCAGGGAACAAGGGAAUUAACCACUUUUGUUUGCAAUCCACGGCACCAACAUUCAGGAGGAAAGAGAGGGAUUACAGCCUGCCCCACUUGUUCUCUUUACUCUGCGUUUUGUCUUGACGCUGCUACUUUGGAGACUUUGAUACGACUUGAAUUGUUGAUUCAAGCACAAGAGCAGCAUGGCAUAUGGACAAAAGAGCCACAGGUGGGCAUUAACCCAGGGAUCCUUCAGCUUGGCAAUGGGCCUGCUGGUCUUCUCCCUCCUUCUCCUUCUCCUCACCGUCUCGGCCGCAGAUGAGUACGACUACUACAGCUGGCAGUCAGACAACUUCCACAAUGGCCGGUUCUACACCAAGCAGCCUCAGUGCGUGGACAUCCCGGCCGACCUCCGCCUCUGCCACAACGUCGGCUACAAAAAGAUGCGGCUUCCCAACCUGCUGGACCACGAGACCAUGCCAGAAGUGAAGCAGCAGGCGGGGAGCUGGGUGCCUCUUCUGGCCAAGAGGUGCCACGCUGACACCCAGGUCUUCCUCUGCUCUCUGUUUGCACCUGUCUGCCUGGACCGGCCCAUCUAUCCGUGCCGCUCUCUGUGCGAGGCGGUGAGGGACAGUUGCGCACCAGUGAUGGAGACCUACGGCUUCCCCUGGCCAGAGAUGCUGACAUGUGAUAAAUUCCCCAUCGACAAUGACCUCUGCAUCCCCAUGCAGUUCACUGGCAACCAUGCGACGCAAACCCCAGUGUCAAAGGUGUGUCCUCCAUGUGACAAUGAGCUGAAGGCGGACAACAUCAUGGAGCACUACUGUGCCAGUGACUUUGUCCUGAAAAUGAAAAUCAAGGAGGUGAAGAAGGAGAAGGGGGACAAGAAACUGAUUGCAGCCCAGAAAAAGAAGAAGGUUUUGAAGCAGGGAGUUCUGCGAAAGAAGGACUUGAAGAAGCUGACUCUGUACAUCAAGAACGGCGCCAACUGCCCGUGCUCCCAGCUGGACAGCCUGGCCUCCAACUUCCUCAUCAUGGGCAGGAAGGUGGACCAGCAGCUUCUUCUCAUGUCCAUUCACAAAUGGGACAAGAAAAGCAAAGAACUCAAAUUCGCCAUCAAGUACAUGAAGUCCCACCAGUGCCCCACCUACCACACUGUCUUCCAGUGACGCGUGUAUCUGGACUCUUGUGAUGGCCUCCCAUCUUUGGACUCCCAUCUUUCCCCUCAUAGAUUUAAUGUAAAAAAAAAAAAAAAAAAAAGUGCCACUUAUUUUAACAGAUUCUUCAGUGCUACCAGCUCAUAACACGUCUAGUUAAGUGCCUCUUAUUUAACAAAAGCAGGUGGAUUUUAAUACAAUAAUGUACACACUCACCGUACAGUAAGAAAAAAUGUAAUAUAUUUGUAUCCAUUUAUCGUCGAUCAGUUCCGCUCGUAUUAGAUGGCCUCCUUGGUGAAUAUGUAUUCACAGUAUCAUCCAGAGAGAAUCAUAACUUCCCAGAAUGUUGGGUGGCAGUGAAGGGCUUUUUCAGAUGAGAAAAUGACAACAAGCGUUUUGCAGAUAUGAGCACUUUGCUUCCAGGAACAACAUCAAACAGGAAGGUAGCAGCUGGUCCACUUGACUGUCUUCAACAUUUCAGGCGGUAAAUGAUGAAUACUAGAUGAUUUGAAGAUCAAAUGACAGUAAGAGACGGAUGGAAACUCCUCAGACUUGAAGCAGCCAAAACAGGGAACGGAACGAAGACUCAUUGGAAAAGAAGAAGACAGACUCUGGACCUUGUAUCUGGAAAAGUCUUAUCAUUACUCAGACACGCGUUGACUUCUUGUUUUUGUAAUAACCUACGCUUCGUAAUAGCACUGGUGGGGAAAUCAGUCGCAACUAGCACCCGACUUCACUUUCCCAUAGCAAAGAAGAUUGUUUUUAAUCAGUUAAUCUGUUUGUAGUUUUGUUACUGAAAUACGUGUUUGUUUGACUUUUCAAUACAAGUAAGUAAAUAAAAUAUAUUUGAAAUUUUUAUAAAGAACAGCUCUGAAAUAUUCAUGAGGAAAUGUUCAUUGAACUGUGGGCGUGGCUUGUGGUUUGCGUGCUGGAACUGUCGUGAUCGACAGUAGGAUAUUAGCACAUUUGUGAUGACAUUCUCAAAACAUUCCUUCUUGCUUGUGCUAUUUGUGUGGAUCCUGUUGCCGGGAGCGUAGUAAUGAAAGAUAAGGGAUUAUUGGCCACCUGAUUUUUUUUUUUGUCAUACAAAACCAAUAUAUUCUCCUAGUCUGCUUCUAACAUGGGUCUAAAAAUGACAGACAGAGAUUUCAUAUUUGAUGUCUGGACGCUUGGAGGAACUGGUUGGAUCAAGAAUGUUGGAAAUGCGGAGAGAAGAAGAGGAAGGCAACCAAACAGGCUGGAUGUGGCGUGUAAGGAAAGGAAGAGAAUUGGUGUGACUGGGUCCGAAGCCUGGUGGGAAAUGCCAAAAUAAGUACAAAUGUAUUUAACAACGGAUUUCAGGUAUUUUAAGUCAAAAAUUCCAACCUUAAAAUGGAGAUUAACAAUAUUUUUUUCAUCCAUGUUUAUCUGGUCUGUAUACUUCUUAAGAAUGAAGCUACACUUCACAUUUCUCUCUAUGGCUUUCAGAAAAAAAUAUUAGAAUCUGUCUGUUUACUUCUUGCAUUAGCAACAGAGCCACUUAAAACAACAGGCAGUAAGUGUCCAU